Molecule: messenger RNA, 3291 nt
Organism: Pseudomyrmex gracilis
Lineage: Eukaryota; Metazoa; Arthropoda; Insecta; Hymenoptera; Formicidae
Product: ankyrin repeat domain-containing protein 27-like
Exons: 2
Coding region: 242-2824 (860 amino acids)
Biological process (GO): early endosome to late endosome transport; neuron projection morphogenesis
Cellular component (GO): tubular endosome; late endosome; transport vesicle
Molecular function (GO): SNARE binding; guanyl-nucleotide exchange factor activity
Source: RefSeq, a predicted model, not a curated record
UACCUUGACCCACGCCCAAAGUGCGACCUAACCUUAUUACCAUUUGUCAUCAAGUUGUGAGAUAAGAGUGUCUCGUGCACGAUGUCGACUACCUCACCGAGAACACGGCUAAUUCCGAGCCGUUACAUUAGCUUCGUUCCAUCGUGCUUUUUUACGUGACACUCGUCUCCGCGUCGCACAAACAAUUUUCAAUUACUUAUCCGCGCGUUCGGAGAAAAAACUCGCGGACGAUUCAGCCAUCAUGAACGCGGAAUACGACGAGGAUCUGACGGAGAAUCACUUUCUGCAGGAGCUCAAGAAUAAACACGAAUCGACGCUCGAGCGGGUCAUUCAGGAAGGUUGGAUCGUCUGUGUUCCGCGCAACGGGAGUUUCGUCGCUCGCGAGUUACAGAACGACGAGGUAAACGCUCACAUUCUGAUUCCCCGGCGGGAUCUCGUCGCUCGAUUUGACAGUCUGAGCGGCAACGAGAUUCUGCUCGCCGACAAGGUUCUGACUGAAGUUCGCGACGACGCCGAGCAAAUUUCCUCUCGCUUGCUCUUCGAAGAAAUCUUCUACAGCAGGGACAUGCGUAAAUACUGCGUGUGGUGCGUAGAGCGGCCUUUAAAGGCCACUAUGUAUAUAUCAAACAACAGUUUAAGCUUAAUCACGAAUCUCCAGGAAGCUGUGAAUUUUCUUCAAGUAGAAGUGGCCAAUACGCAACUCCGCAACGACUUGGACAACAAGAUCAAAGAGUUUUUGUACGUUAACAAGAGUUUAGAUUGCAAAUUCGCGCAAAUGCAAGCAGAUCUGGUGCGCGAAUUGUACACAGAUUGUCUCAAGAUGCUGCUGGAAGACGCGGCACUGAGAGAAAAGAUCUCAGGUGACAAGCUUUAUCAUAGAAAUGUCAGAGUAUCGUUAGAGACUUAUAUUCUGUACGCCUUAAAAGAUGUACUGUUAAAAUCGCUGUCCGCUUUCACUGCUGUAGAAGAUGCGUGCUUAAACAAGAUUAUCAGAAAUCUAGACGAGAUCGAAUUGAACGAUCUCCGUGUACGGUCCGAUCUGCAGUCUCGUGUCUAUGGAGGAAAGAUUGAACUGUCGCGACUAGAUUGCUUCGUGACUGUAUUAGGUAAGAUCGAAUGUCUCAGAAGAACUGUAAAUUACAUAUCGCGCGGAACGUCGUCAGUGUCGUCGGACGAUCUUCUGCCGGUGCUCGUGUUCCUUGUCGUCAAGGCUGGUCUAUCCAACUGGACAGCACAGUUGCUCUUCAUGAAACAAUUUCGUCUCUCUACCGAUUCCGCUCACGAAGCGGACGAAGCUGGCUUUCUGAUAACGUCGCUGGAAGCUGCGAUGGAACACAUCAAGUCUGGAACAAUCUGCAGAGAUGACAAUCAGCAAACGGAGCAAUCGGAACGCUCGUCCGUCAGUUAUCUGUUCUCAUGUAUUAAAAACGGGAAUUUGUCCGAAGUCGAGAGACUGUUGACUCACAAAGAAUCGAGCUACGUCGAUCAUAUUUCGUUUUGCCAUCCGUUGUGUAGCUGCGCGUCUUGCGAACGAAACUGGACGAAGCAAAGGGAUCUUAAUGCGCAUCCCAAAGACGAAAGAGGUUUGACUCCGUUGCACGUCGCGGUGUUGUACGAUCAGAUAGUAAUCGUGGACUUCCUUCUCGAUCGUGAGACGGAUAUUAACGCCGCUGACUCAGAUGGACUUACGGCUCUUCAUUACGCGUGUGUCAAAGGUCAUCAGAACAUUCUGCUGCUGAUGCUGCACGCAAACGCGGAUCCCACACUGACCGACUCACGAGGGAACACACCUCUACAUCUGGCUGUUGACCGCGGUCACGAGAAUUGUGUGAAGGCAUUGUUGUACUUGUCGGAACACAUGAGGAUGCCAGUCGACGCGAAUACCGCGAACGAGAACGGCGACACGCCGUUGCAUCUCGCGGCCAGGUGGGGAUACGGCGCGAUUGUUCGCAUCCUAUUGGAAUAUUGCGCCAAUCGCAAGAUAAUCAACAAGAAAGGUCAAACACCGUUGGCGGUAACAUAUAACGAGAGCAUUGCCGAUCUGCUUAGAAGUGACAGUACCGGUCUGUCAACACGUGCCAACUUCGCGCACUCUCAACCGCUGGUCUUCCAACAAUGUCAUUGGCCCACGUCGGAGAACAAGACUUUGUCGCAUCCCAAGAAUUACGCCAAGACGAUGCAGCAUCGUAUGAUGGACAAGCUGCUCGCCGCUAUAGUCGACGGCGAUAUAUGUUUGGCGUGUUACUACCUUGGGUUGGAAGUUUAUCGCGAACGGCCAUCGAAUACUCGGGCAAGUCUCUGCCAUCACCCGCUGUGUGACUGCGAGCGUUGCUCAGCUAUCGGCGAGUGCAAACUGGAGCGAACACGGCGGCAACGCACGCUCGCGAUCAACGCCUGCAACAGCAUCGGCGAAACGGCGUUGCACGUGGCGAGCGCGACCGGUCGCACCAGAAUGGUACAGCUACUGCUGGACGCUGGCGCGAACGUGAACGUGGUGACCGAGUCGGAGGGUCGUACACCGUUGCACCUAGCGUGCCUGCAUGAUCACAUCGAUGUGGCGAAGCUGCUGUUGAACUGCGCAACAUGCGACGUGGACGCGAAAGAUGGCAACUGCGACACGCCACUGCACUUGGCUACCAUGGCAGGCAACGUGAAAAUUGUAGGUCUGUUAGUUAGAUGCGGCGCGAACACUGUCGCUCGCAAUCUGCAGAACAAGACACCGCUGCGACAGGUGGAAGAAAAGCUGUCGAUUGUUUUCUCCUCGAAUCACGCCAAUAUACUCAAGAUUCUGAAGCAAAAUUCCACUCAGCCAGCUGGCGAUUAAUUUAGAGAUAAGACUCAUUUUGGAAUUAACUUUUGCAACUUGCAUAAAAAUUCUCAUUUUUUAUGUGAUAUUAUCUAUUUGAAGAUCCUGAAGCAGAACUGCACAAAUGAAAUUUUAUUCUAUAAACGAUGAUGAUCCAUCGUUUCUCAGCGUUAAUAUUUCGAGAUAUUUUAUUUUAUCUUAAGAUAAAAAUUGAAAAUCAGUUUUUGAUAUACUUUUGUAUAUAUUACACUACAUCUAAUUUCACUCAUUGCAAUUUGUUUCUAGUCUAAAUAUUUAUUAAUAUAUUUUGUACAGAAUAUUUUUGUGUUAUUUUCUCUCUAAUAAAAAGUUGUGAGAUUUGUUUUUGUUAGAAUCACUAUACACACGCAAUACACACUCGGCACAAAUUGUGACAACGUACAAUGAGCGCAAAAUGAACAAUGUAUAAUAACGAAUUGUAUUAUAAAUAGUUCUAUUUUGUAUAU